UUUCUGACAAUCACGGGAGCAGUACAACAGUCCAUGUGACAACUAGAAAAUUACUAAGCUUUUGUUACUCUUUAUUUUUUCCUUUACUGAUUUAAUGUCAUGGACAACAAUUUUUCUAUAGGUUACAAUUCUCUGAAGAGCUUCUAAAUGGACAAGAUGCCUGCUGUCGCAGUGAGCACUUAGCGUCAAGUAGCCCUGACUGCCUUUGAAGAGGACUGCCUGUUAGCAACCACUGGGAUGAAUUUGUCCACUGUUGCCUGGUUUCAAGAAUCAAUACAACCAUAGAGUAACUGCUGCACUGACAUUUCUCCGGUUUUGACCCGAACUGCUCCUCCUUGGAUUACAAAAGACAUGCUGAUGCAGCUGAGGAAAAGCCGAUGGGCACAGACUGCUCUUUAAGCUCAUAUUUCCAUAUUUUUCCUGAAUAAAACUGGAGAACAGCAUUGCAUGUGGAGAGAAAUUUUCAGAAAGGAAGAGUACAAUAUCCAACCCUUCUUUCAGCAGUUCACCUUUCGUCAAACAGCUGGAAAACAGCGAGAGAAGCAGCGUGAAAGACACAAAUUUAAGAGUGAUUCAAACACCGACAGAAGCCGACUGAACUACCUGAUAAGUCUGAGUACUUGGUAAUGCAAUUCUCAUUUACAGCUACAAAAAAUAACUUACAAUGUACUUUUUCAUCCCUCUCUUCCUGUGAGAGUAAAGGCUAUAAAUGUCACUGAUAAGCAGGAUGACCAGGGAGAUGUUAACUGCUUAACUAAUUGCUAUUAAAGUACCAGCUGUCUUAAUGGAGUAUAAUCAUGCCUGUUAAUGGAGUUUAAGACAUGAACGGGAGCCAGCAGAUGAAUUACACUGAUACUGCAUUAGUUUUGAUGCUGACCAUUAACGGAACAUUAGAUUAAUCGCUCAGCAGACUUUUAUUGUGACUGCAUGGAGGCUUCAGAGCAGCAAAUAAACAACAGCGGCCUUUGGGAAAUGACCAGGAGAGAUAACCGACUAAUAAAAACCAUUGUGCCUAUCAUGGACGGGAUCAUUCUGGUAACUGGUCUCGUGGGUCAGAGUCUGGUCAUCACCAUCCUUACCGGCAGGAGGAAAAAAGUAAGUCAACCCCCGCAUGGAACGGACACGUUGCUGCUGGCUCUGAGUGCCGCCGACCUGCUGCUGCUGCUCUGCCUGCCUUUCCACACCUCGGCAAUCACGCUGGGCUUCUGGCCUUUCGGCAGCUUCAUGUGCAAAGCCAUCAGCUUCUUGGGCGUGGCCUGCUCUUCUGCCUCCGUGUUCACCCUGGCAGCUCUGGCUGUGACGCGUUACCUCACAGUGGUACAUCCCACCUGGACCUACCGUUCGCGGAUGGACAGGCGCAUUAAGCUGACAGUGACUCUCCUCUGGGUCCCUGCUUCUGCUUUGGCAACACCGGAGUUUGCCUUCCGCACAAUCAGCACCUCCCACGAAGUAUACUGCUUUGCCUUCCUGUCCGGCUUCAGCCAGCUGGUCUACAGCAUUGCUCUUUUCCUCUUCGGUUUUGCUCUACCACUGGGCAUAAUAGUGCUCAUGUAUGCAAAGAUCUACUGCUUUCUUAAACGUGCACAGCAGCUGGGGAACACAUCCCGACUGGAACGUUAUCAGACACAAGUCACUCACACUUCAGCUCUCCUGGUCCUGGUCUUCACUCUGCUGUGGCUGCCCUCCUACGCCCUCAUGUUCUCCUUUGUUGGAGGAUCUAUACCGGGCUCACAUGGCCACCAAAUCUUGGCCAUCCUGGCCAGACUAUUGGCAACCUCGGUGGCAGUGGUAAACCCUGUACUGUAUGUCUUUAUGUCUCAGAAGUUUAGACGGGACUUAUUAGAGCUCGGGAGACAGCGAUGGACUUGGUGCAAAAGCUGUCUGACCGGUUGCCCUCAUGUGAUCAGCAGAGACACUGUACGGCCCUUUGAGCUGGACACAACCUCAGAGAGAGGCCAAAACUGACUCUUGGACCAGAAGAAAACACUGCUACCUCAUUAUCUAAUUAGUUUGCUAGAUAGAUGGAUGGAAAGAUGUGGAAAUGUAAUGCAAUAUUACACAUAAAAUGCUCAAAGCGGCGUUAAGUGCAAAAAUAAACUGAUUACCACUGUGAAUCAUUUCGUAGCAGUUUGCAAAAAUGCUUGUUUUUCCACAUUUGUUUUUCAUCCACUUAUGACAGAAUGUAUUCCACUGGGAAAUGUUGUAACAAUAUGAGUCAUGGAGGAUUUUAAUUACAAUUUGUCAGGAAUCAUUCUGUUGGGCAGGAGAAUGUUGUAAAACAAUGAUGCAACAUGAUAAUAUAAUCCUGUUCUGAUUAUGCUAAAAGCUGAUAUAUGAUCAUUUUGAUUCAGUGCUGGGUCUUAUCGGCGUGAACACACUCCCCUAACCUCUGCUGGAUUACCUCCAAAUGGAAUAAAUUCUGUAAUCAGUACAUGAAAAAGCUAAUGUGGAAAAAACAGCUAUUAUUUUUGCAGUCUGUUAAAACUCCUGAUCUCAAUGCAACAUCAAUAAAUACACAAACCC
Messenger RNA from Amphiprion ocellaris (clown anemonefish), 2523 nucleotides. Its product is annotated as galanin receptor type 1-like. The transcript has a single exon. NCBI's taxonomy places the organism in Eukaryota, Metazoa, Chordata, Actinopteri, Pomacentridae. The record is from RefSeq and is a predicted model, not a curated record. Gene Ontology annotation, biological process: G protein-coupled receptor signaling pathway; immune response. Gene Ontology annotation, cellular component: membrane. Gene Ontology annotation, molecular function: G protein-coupled receptor activity. Bases 928 to 1965 code for a protein of 345 amino acids.